CCGUGUCCCCAGGGAAUGGCGAAGAACGGGGCCGAGGCCGAGAUCGAUGAGGGGCUCUACUCCCGCCAGCUGUACGUGCUGGGCCACGAGGCCAUGAAGCGCAUGCAGACGUCCAACGUGCUGGUGUCGGGGCUGCGGGGGCUCGGCGUGGAGGUGGCCAAGAACCUGGUGCUGGGGGGGGUCAAAUCUGUCACCCUGCAUGACCCCCACCCCGCCACCUGGACCGACCUGGCCUCCCAGUUUUACCUGCGGGAGGAGGACGUGGGGCARAGCCGCGCCGAGGCCACGCUGCCGCGCCUGGCCGAGCUCAACUCCUACGUGGCCGUGACCAGCACAAGGGAGCCGCUGUCCCAGGAGCUGCUGGCCACCUUCCAGGUGGUGGUCCUGACCAACUCCCCGCUGGAGGAGCAGCUCUGGGUCGGCGAUUUCUGCCACAGCCACGGCAUCAAACUGGUGGUGGCUGACACACGCGGGCUCUUCGGUCCUGAAGGGCCCUACACGUUCAGCAUCGGGGACACGAGCGGCUACGGGGACUACGUGCGGGGGGGCAUCGUCACCCAGGUCAAGAUGCCCAAGCACAUCCACUUYAAACGGUUGCGGGACGCGCUGGCCGAGCCGGAGAUGAUGGUGACGGAUUUCGGGAAGGCCGAGAGACCCUCGAUGAUGCACUGGGCGUGGCAGGGGCUGCACCGCUUCAUGCACCAGCACGGCCGCGCCCCACGGCCCCGUCACCAGGGUGACGCGGCCGAGGUGGUGGCCUUGACCAAGGAAGUGGCUGCGGGGGCGGAGCUGGACGAGGAGCUGGUGCGGGAAUUGGCCUUCCAGGCCACCGGCGACCUGGCACCGGUCAACGCCUUCAUCGGCGGCCUGGCCGCGCAGGAGGUCAUGAAGGCCGUGUCCGGGAAGUUCACGCCCAUCACGCAGUGGCUCUACUUUGACGCUCUCGAGUGCCUGCCCGAGGAGAACCGCGACUCUCUGCUCACCGAGGAGCAGUGCCGGCCGCGCAACAGCCGCUACGACGGGCAGAUCGCCGUGUUCGGGGUGGAGCUGCAGGCCAAGCUGGGCGCCCAGAAGUAUUUCGUGGUGGGGGCGGGCGCCAUCGGCUGCGAGCUGCUCAAGAACUUYGCCAUGGUGGGGCUGGGCUGCGGCCCCGAGGGCAGCAUCACCGUCACCGACAUGGACACCAUCGAGAAGUCCAACCUCAACCGCCAGUUCCUCUUUCGGCCAUGGGAUGUCACGAAGCUGAAGUCGGAGCGGGCRGCGGCGGCGGCGCGGGAGAUGAACCCGGCGCUGCGCGUGAGCAGCCGCACCGACCGCGUGGGCCCCGACACCGAGCGCGUCUACGACGACGACUUCUUCGAGGGGCUGGACGGYGUGGCCAACGCCCUGGACAACGUGGACGCCCGGCUGUACAUGGACCGCCGCUGCGUUUAUUACCGGAAGCCGCUGCUGGAGUCGGGCACUCUGGGCACCAAGGGCAACGUGCAGGUGGUGAUCCCGUUCCUGAGCGAAUCCUACAGCUCCAGCCAGGACCCCCCCGAGAAGGCCAUCCCCAUCUGCACCCUCAAGAACUUCCCCAACGCCAUCGAGCACACGCUGCAGUGGGCGCGUGAUGAGUUCGAGGGGCUCUUCAAGCAGCCAGCAGAGAACGUGAACCAGUACCUGAUGGACCCCAAAUUCCUGGAGAGGACCCUGCGCCUGGCRGGGACGCAGCCCCUGGAGGUGCUCGAGGCCGUCCAGCGCAGCCUCGUGAGUGACCGGCCCCGGGCGUGGCCGGACUGCGUGGCCUGGGCCUGCCGCCACUGGCACCGCCAGUACAGCAACAACAUCCGCCAGCUGCUGCACAACUUCCCCCCGGGCCAGAAAACCAACUCGGGGACCCUGUUCUGGUCGGGGCCCAAGCGCUGCCCCCACCCCCUCGUCUUCGACCCCGACAAUCCCCUGCACCUGGAUUACGUGGUGGCGGCCGCCAACCUGUUCGCGCAGAGCUACGGCAUCGCGGGCUCGCGGGACCGGGCGGCGGUGGCCGAGCUGGUGCGCCACGUGCGCGUGCCCCCCUUCGCCCCCAAGGCCGGCGUGCGCAUCCACGUGUCCGACCAGGAGCUGCAGAGCGCCAACGCCGCCCUGGACGACGGGCGCCUGGAGGAGCUGAAGGCGUCGCUGCCCAGCCCCGAGGAGCUGCCCGGCUUCCGCAUGUUCCCCAUCGACUUCGAGAAGGACGAUGACACCAACUUCCACAUGGAUUUCAUCGUCGCCGCCUCCAACCUGCGGGCAGAGAACUACGACAUCCCGCCGGCCGAUCGUCACAAGAGCAAACUGAUCGCGGGGAAGAUCAUCCCAGCCAUCGCCACCACCACGGCAGCUGUGGUGGGCCUGGCCUGCCUGGAGCUCUACAAGCUGGUGCAGGGCCACCGGCGCCUGGCGUCCUACAAAAACGCCUUCCUCAACCUGGCGCUGCCCUUCGUGGGCUUCUCCGAGCCCCUCGCCUGCCCCCGCAACAAGCUGAAGCCCCCAUGGGUGCCGAUGUCCCCAAGGCUGUGGGGUCCUGUGGGUGCCUCGCUGACCCUCCCGUGUCCCCUCCCACAGAAGGAGCACCGGCUGGAGAUCACGAUGCUGUCACAGGGCGUGUCCAUGCUCUACUCRUUCUUCAUGCCAGCGGCCAAGCUGCGCGAGCGCCACGACCAACCGAUGACAGAGAUUGUCACAAGGGUGUCCAAGAAGAAGCUGGGCCGCCACGUCAAGGCGCUGGUGUUCGAGCUCUGCUGCAACGACGACAGCGACGCCGACAUCGAGGUGCCCUACGUGCGCUACACCAUCCGCUAGGGGGCGCCACGCCCCGGCCACGCCCUCUCCGCAGGCCCCGCCCCCCGCACGGGCCACGCCCCCGUCACACCCGCCCCCUCCCCCAUAGUCGUUGUUGUGUCGGCCCCGCCCCCGGGUGGGGGUGGGGUCUGGGGGCGGGGCGAGGGUCCCGCCCAAUAAACAUAGACCUUGGCAAAGGGA
Molecule: messenger RNA, 3003 nt
Organism: Malurus melanocephalus (red-backed fairy wren)
Lineage: Eukaryota; Metazoa; Chordata; Aves; Passeriformes; Maluridae
Product: ubiquitin-like modifier-activating enzyme 1
Biological process (GO): protein sumoylation
Cellular component (GO): SUMO activating enzyme complex; cytoplasm
Molecular function (GO): SUMO activating enzyme activity
Source: RefSeq, a predicted model, not a curated record